CAAUUUUAACUAUGUGAUUUUGGAUUUUGGAUUUUGGAUUAUGCAUUCCUAAUUUUGACAGAUGUAAAAUAAAGUAAGUAAGUGGUCAAAAUAUUUUUUUUUGGUCACAAUAUAUAAAGAUACACAUUAAUUUACACACACGUGUGUAAUGGAAUUUUGAUUGGUAUAAGUAAAUAAUAAACCUCACUUUACAUAGAAUCUUUCUGCAAAACAAGAUUCCAUUGAAGAAAGAAAAAGAAGAAAGAAAGAUGCUGAAAGCGGUGUUCAGCCGUCAGAAGCAGUCGCAGUCACAAGGGUUCAAGGAGUACUACUCGGAGUGGUUCACCGCCCUGAAGAACAACCUCCUCCCACUCCUCCGCCGCUCCAUCUCCGGCGACUCCCCCACCAUCCUCUCCACCCACGUCGAAAUGCUCCACCAACACUUCCAAUCCUACUACCACGCCCUCGACGCCGCCAUCACCUCCGACCCCACCCAACUCCUCUCCCAACCCUGGCGCCACCCCCUCGAAAUCCCCCUCCUCUGGCUCGGCGACCUCCACCCCUCCAUCUUCACCAACCUCGCCCGCUCCUUCCUCCACCAGCAACAAGAUCAAGAAGACGACGACGACGACGAUCAAGAUCAACACCACCACCACCACCACGACGAUGACAACCACUCCCUCGCCGACCAAAUCGACCGCGUUUCAUCAUCCUCCUCCUCCCUCAACCUCCACCGCCCCUGGCAGGUUGCCCUCGCAUGGCGCAACCCUCCCGAGUCUCUCCUCCUCCGCAUGGACGAGAUCGAGUGCGGCCUGCGCGUCAUUGUCCCCACACUCUCCGACCGCCUCGCGCGCGCCGAGGCUGGGUUUGUUCACCGCGUCGUCGGCGACUGGUUCCAGUGCAGGGAGAGCAAGGGCGCUGCUAAGGUGGCUGUGGGUGAAGACGUGAGGGCUCACAUGGAUGAGGUGGUGAGCGUGUUUCUCUGCGCCAACCGCGUCCGGCGGAGCGUUCUGGUGGAUAUCAUCAGCGCCGCGACGGUGUACCAGGCGGCGUUGUUUCUUGAAGGGCUGGCCCAGUUCCUUAUUGGGUUCAAGGAUCAUGACUUGCUCACUUCGGCCCAACACUAGAUUUUUUUGGUUCAAGGCCCAAUACUAGCUAGUUGAACAAAUGUGUAUGCAAAAAAAAAUUGUAGAUGUUUUGUUUUUCUAUUUUGCUUCAGGCAUAUACUACUACAUGUGUCAUGGUUGAAUUGAAUUGUUGAUAACACAGUCUGUGUUUAGGUUUGUACCUAUAUCUUGUUUUCUGAGUAGAAUUGAUACCUGAGUUUUCUGAUCACAA
Messenger RNA from Lotus japonicus, 1317 nucleotides. RefSeq names its product protein INAPERTURATE POLLEN1. Bases 249 to 1106 code for a protein of 285 amino acids. Gene Ontology annotation, biological process: DNA-templated transcription. The record is from RefSeq and is a predicted model, not a curated record. Gene Ontology annotation, molecular function: sequence-specific DNA binding. Lineage: Eukaryota; Viridiplantae; Streptophyta; Magnoliopsida; Fabales; Fabaceae. The transcript has a single exon.